AUGAUUCGCAACAUCCGUAUUAACGUUCAACAAGGAGACAAAUACCCGGCUGAAGAUGUUCCUACUAAAGUCUUAACCUGGCUAGCCCGUAAUAAAAGACAUGUAGACCCGGUCAGAAAAGACUUAAUUGAGGGUCAAGUAGUAGUUAUACUGGAAGGUCAGUACAUUGCCCGACGAGCAGUUCUAGUUAAGCGAUUACCCCGCAAUCUUAUCUUAGUAGCUGGUGUACCUGAACUGAAUGGUGUACCUUUGACUGUUCUUAAUCAGAGGUACGUUCUACCAGUUUCAGUCUUUAUGCCGUUAAGUGCUGAGUUAAGGAAGGGAGUUACAGUGCAGAAGGAAGGUUUUAUGGCUUUAAAGGACUGGACAGUUGAGAAUGCUUAUGACUUAGAGGUUUUAGACUUGAUUAAGACGGAAGGAGUUUUAGCCGGAGUAGCUGCUGUAGUAGCUGAGGAGUGUGCUAAGACCAAGGGGUUAAAGACUUACUUCAAGACGCCUUUUAAGUUGCCACAAGGAGUAGAUCCUCUCAGUGUCUUCUACUAA
Molecule: messenger RNA, 543 nt
Organism: Nematocida homosporus
Lineage: Eukaryota; Fungi; Microsporidia
Product: large subunit ribosomal protein L6e
Exons: 1
Coding region: 1-543 (180 amino acids)
Biological process (GO): cytoplasmic translation; ribosomal large subunit assembly
Cellular component (GO): ribosome; cytosolic large ribosomal subunit
Molecular function (GO): structural constituent of ribosome; RNA binding
Source: RefSeq, a predicted model, not a curated record